AUGAAAGGUCUCGGAUGCAACGAGCAGAUAGUGCUGAAUAUACUCUGCAAACGGUCAAACGCUCAACGACAGGAGAUUCGGCGCCAGUUUAGGACACUGUUUGGUCAGGAUUUAUUGAAGCAGUUGAAAUCAGAACUGAAAGGCGACUUCGGAAACACCAUCAUCGCCUUGAUGUACACCCCACCAGAGUACGAUGCGGUGGAGCUGAAGAAAGCAAUGAAGGGACUCGGAACAGACGAAGCAGUUUUAAUCGAAAUCUUGACAAGUCGUACAAACCGUGAGUUGCGAGACCUGAUUCAUGCAUAUCAGCUUCAAUAUGGAGAAGAGUUGGAACACGCUGUUCGGUCAGAGACAUCCGGCGAUUUCAAGAAUCUCCUUGUGUCUUUGUGUACGGCGAAUCGAGACGAGAGCAUCUACGUGAACGUAGAAAAGGCGAAAGCGGAUGCGCAGGCACUGUUCGACGCUGGGGAGAAGAAGCUGGGCACAGAUGAAUCAGUGUUUAACAUGAUAAUUGCAACGCAGAGUCCUGCUCAGCUGAACAUGGUUUUCACGCAAUACGGCAAGGUCUCUGGUCAUGACAUUAACGUGGCUAUCGAACGAGAGUUCAGCAGUGACAUCAAAACUGCCUACCUGAGCAUAAUUAAGUGCAUGCGCAAUCGACCGGCCUAUUUUGCGGAGAUGCUGUACAACGCGAUGAAAGGUCUCGGUACCGACGAUAACACACUGAUUAGAAUUAUCGUGAGUCGAUCAGAAAUAGACCUCAAUCUUGUGAAGCAGGAGUUCUACAGCAUCUACAAAAAAUCGCUAGAGGAUUUCGUCAAGAGUGAGACAUCCGGAAAAUAUAAGGACGCGCUUCUAGCCAUCAUCCGUGGCAAUUGA
Messenger RNA from Soboliphyme baturini, 879 nucleotides. Lineage: Eukaryota; Metazoa; Nematoda; Enoplea; Dioctophymatida; Soboliphymatidae. The record is from the annotation of a GenBank genome assembly.